GGAGUCGCCUGCAGGUACCGAGGUCUGGCUGAAUGAAUGAGCCGCGGAGAGUGAGCGGAUCGUGGGGCCAGGCUUCGCUUUCCUCCCGUUAACUGCUCUCGGGGGAAACAUGUGGAAGGGUCAGGGCUGCGGGUCGCUGGUUCUGGCUCUGGUCUGGCUGAUGCUCGCUGUUUGCGGCCGGGCCCGUGAGCCCAGCGCUGCCCACAAUCGGCGCCUAGCUCCUGGAAGAGGGAACCAGCGGGCAUUGCCUCUAAGUUUGAAUGUCUGUGGCAGUGGCUGCUGCAAUGGAUGGGCAUUGGGACCCCAGACCAGACAAUGCACAAAACCUAUCUGCUUCCCACGCUGUCAGAAUGGUGGAUUUUGCCAACAGCCUCAGACCUGUUUCUGUAAGCCUGGCUUUACUGGCACACGAUGUGAAAUAGUGACUGACCUUCAGCUCCCAACCAAUCCCACAACAGUUUCACCCAAGGCACAGCCUGUGCCAGUUUUGUCAAUGGGACGCAUUAGUAAGAAGCAAAAGAGGGAGAGAGCAGGAGGGAAGAAAGCAUCGAGCACUCGCUACAUUGGCCGAAAGAAGUCUACUGUCCGAUGGCAACCACUCAC
Molecule: messenger RNA, 603 nt
Organism: Rhincodon typus (whale shark)
Lineage: Eukaryota; Metazoa; Chordata; Chondrichthyes; Orectolobiformes; Rhincodontidae
Product: latent-transforming growth factor beta-binding protein 2-like
Exons: 3
Biological process (GO): anatomical structure development
Cellular component (GO): cell surface; extracellular region
Molecular function (GO): signaling receptor binding
Source: RefSeq, a predicted model, not a curated record